Molecule: messenger RNA, 6071 nt
Organism: Platichthys flesus (European flounder)
Lineage: Eukaryota; Metazoa; Chordata; Actinopteri; Pleuronectiformes; Pleuronectidae
Gene: vav3a
Product: guanine nucleotide exchange factor VAV3
Exons: 27
Coding region: 157-2667 (836 amino acids)
Biological process (GO): cell migration; regulation of GTPase activity; intracellular signal transduction
Cellular component (GO): cytoplasm; plasma membrane
Molecular function (GO): protein binding; guanyl-nucleotide exchange factor activity
Source: RefSeq, a predicted model, not a curated record
CAGUGCGGCCGCCUGCCUCUGCUCCUCCACCGGCUUCUCGCAGCGAGCGGAACGGGCAUGGACUCGGUGUGAAGACGCGCCGUCGAGCUGUCACCCCGCGCAAAAAAAGGACAAACAAGAAUACCCCUCGCUUUACGCACACAGGACCUCAGAAUAAUGAUGGAGUACUGGAAGCAAUGCGCGCUGUGGCUGAUCAACUGCAAGGUGCUCCCCGCCAACCACCGGGUGACGUGGGAGUCCGCUCAGGUGUUCGACCUGGCGCAGACGCUGCGGGAUGGAGUCCUGCUGUGCCAUCUGCUCAACAACCUGAGGGCGCAGGUCAUCAACCUGAAGGAGAUCAACCUCCGGCCGCAGAUGUCACAGUUCCUGUGCCUGAAGAAUAUCAGGACUUUCCUGGCGGCGUGCAGCGAGACAUUCGGCAUGAAGAAGAGCGAGCUGUUCGAGGCCUUCGACCUUUUCGACGUCAGGGACUUUGGAAAGGUGAUGGACACACUUUCCAAACUUUCCCACUCAAUUAUUGCACAGAAAACUGGAAUCAGGCCUUUUCCAACAGAGGAGAGUGUUGAGGAUGAGGAUAUCUACAACCACCUGGUGGAUCUGAUAGAUGAGAACGGGGUGGAGGAUGAGGAGGAUCUGUAUGACUGCGUGUACGACGAUGAAGACGGCGGCGAGAUCUACGAGGACCUGAUGAAGACAGAAGCCCUCCCUCCUCCGGCGUUUCACAAGCAGGAGACCGACAUCAGGAGCUGCUGUUUAACAGAGAUCAAGCAGACAGAGGAGAAAUACACUGAGACCCUGGAGUCUAUAGAGAAGCACUUUAUGACGCCGCUCACCAUGUUUUUAUCCAUGGGGGAGAUGGAGAGGGUGUUUGUGAACAUCCCGGAACUGGUGAAAGUUCACAAAGGUUUACUGGUGGAAAUCCAAGACUCAGUCCACCACAGAAGUGCCCAGAACCUUUACCAGAUCUUCAUCACUUUCAAAGAGAGGUUGUUGAUUUAUGGGAAAUACUGCAGCCACGUGGAGACGGCCAUCGCCUCCCUGGACGACAUCAGCAAAGACAGAGAGGACGUACGCAUGAAGCUGGAGGAGUGUUCGAAAAGAGCCAACUAUGGCAAGUUCACCCUGAGGGAUCUGCUGGUGGUUCCAAUGCAGCGAGUCCUGAAGUAUCACCUCCUGCUGCAGGAGCUUGUGAAACACACUCAUGAUGCCGGAGACAAGAGCAACCUGCGGACGGCCCUGGACGCCAUGAAGGACUUGGCUCAGUACGUCAACGAAGUCAAACGAGACAAUGAGACGCUGAGAGAAAUCGACCAGUAUCAGAAAUCCAUCGAAAACCUUAAUCAGCCUCUGAGUAACUACGGGAGACCCAAAGGAGACGGGGAGGUACGGGUGUCCUCGGUGGACAAACGGGCCAAACAGGACAGGCACAUCUUCCUGUUCGACGCUGCGGUGAUCGUCUGUAAGCGGCGGGGAGACAACUACGAGAUGAAGGAGGUGAUCGACCUGCACCUGUUCAAGGUCACCAACAACCCCACGUCUGACAAGGAGAACCGCAAGUGGUCCUACGGAUUCUACCUCACUCACAACCAGGGCCAGAGCGGCUUCGAGUUCUUCUUCAAGACCAAAGAGCUGAAGAAGAAGUGGCUGGAGCAGUUUGGCAUGGCCAUAUCCAACAUUCGACCUGAGAACGGCAGCAACAACCUCCACGAGUUUUGCAUGCACACCUUCGACAGAAUCACCUCCUGCAACUCAUGCCACAUGCUGCUGAGGGGCGUCUUCAACCAGGGCUACCUCUGCUCCAAGUGUGGUCUAGGUGCCCAUAAAGAAUGCCUGGGCCGCUUUGGCUCCUGCGGAAAAACAGAUCCCGGCUCCGUCAGAACCCAGUGCAAAGAUCGAGAUCCAGGUCUGCCCAAGAUGCUGGUGAUCAGGAACUACUUUGGCGUGCCGUGCCCCGCCUCUGGUCAACCACUCAGCAUCCAGAUGGGUGACAUCAUUGAAUUAAUCUGCGCCGACCUUCACAGCCCCUGGUGGCAGGGCAAAAUCCUGUCGACGAAAGAGGUUGGCUACUUUCCAAGCGACGCUGUGAAGCCUUGUCCAUGUGUCCCGAAGCCCGUGGACUACUCCUCUCAACCCUGGUUCGCUGGGCCCAUGGAGAGGCUGCAGGCAGAGACAGAGCUCAUCAACAGGGUCAACAGCACCUACCUGGUCCGCCAUCGCAGCAAAGAGUUCACGGAGUACGCCAUCAGCAUCAAGUACAACAACGACGUGAAGCACAUCAAGAUCCUGACCAAGGAGGGCUGCUUCUACAUCGCCGAGAACAAGAAGUUCAGGAGCAUAUUAGAGCUGAUUGAAUACUACAAACACCACUCCCUGAGAGAAGGGUUCAGGAGUCUGGACACCACGCUGCAGUUUCCUUUCCUGGAAGCGGAGAACGCUGCGGUGCACUGCAUCAACCGGUCGGGUGGCAACUUGUUUGCCCCCAAGGUGAUCGGCGUGGCGAUCGCCCGCUACGACUUCAGCUCGCGUGACACCCGGGAGCUCUCACUGCAGGAGGGCGACGUGGUGAAGAUCUACACCAAGUUCGGGGCCAACGGCUGGUGGCGAGGCGAGGUCAACAGCAGGGUGGGCUGGUUUCCAUCCACAUACGUAGAGGAGAGUGAGGAGUGAAAUGUCUGCCGUGCGAGUAAAAGUAAGAUAUAAGAAGAAGAAGAAGAAGAACGUCGGCAGUGGAGUGAGUGCACUGAGCACAUGACAGUGACAGACAGAGUGAGCAUCUCCAACGCUGCUCGCUCCUGGUGUCACGGCUUUACCCUCCUCCAGCCCCGCCGCCCCCGCAACCAUCCAAGAGGCCUCUGGGAGAGAGAGAGAGAGAGAGAGAGACAAGGGCUGCAGCUCGCCACGGGCGCGCAUGAGCCCGAUCGCCUCGGGUCGACUCGGCGAGGCUAAGUGACUCCAUCAACUAGCAGCUUGCCUGUCAGCGGGACACAAGCCCUCGCCAGACACCCCCCCCCCCCCCCCCCCCCCAUCCCUCCCCGUCUUCAUCCGUCCAUCCAGAAUUCCCCCCUCACCCUCUUCGUCUCCAACCAAAGCCCCCGGCUCCAAGCUCCCGCCUGUUCCUGCUCACCUAGUCGGUCGUAGCAAAGACUGAAAAGUCAACUCAAUGCAACUCAUCCCCCCCCCCCCCCCCCCCCACCCCCAUGUGAAAUAGACUGACCAGAGUUGCACUGACUGACACUAUACAUGUUUUCCUUUCUCUCUCGGAUGGAUCUCAGUCAGUUCUGACUUUGCCUGUGUGUUUAUUCCAUUAAUGCAGGUGGUUAUUGAUGAUUUGAUGACCCAGAUUCCACACCACCCACUCCUCCACAUCAUCACCACACACACACACACACACACACACACACACACACACACACACACACGCACUUACAGGAGAUUUAACAGAGGGAUGGAGUCGGAUAGCGUGGCUGCACACUGCCAGUAAUUGAUCGCUGUUGUUCCUAUUUUCCUCCUCCCACCUCCCCCGUUCUUUAUCUGCAGCCCGGCCUCUCAUGUUCUCGGUUGUCUUGGCCGUUAGCGAUCCGCCGCUCUUAUCGGUGGCAGCUCUGUCAACAGGAGAACGUUCGCUGAGGGUUUAUCUUAGUGGAGGCAUUAGUGUCGGGGAACAAGCCACCUGCUCCGGUGACAUAAAAACAGAGGAAAAGAGACGAGCCAAUCUCUCUACUUCUUUUUUAUCUUUUUCCUUCGCUGCUGUCUUUGCUUCUUCAGCAUGACUUGAGUUUUGUUUCAGCUCCAUCAUGUGCAGCUGUGAUGCAUACGGAAACUGUAAGUCUGCACCCAGGUUUCUACUUUUCAAACAUCCGAAUGUUUCUUUUUCCUCUGCAAUGUUGAGAACUUCUUUUACCCCGAAAAAUAUAACAUUUUCAAAGGUGAAGUCUCAACACUUCAACUCAAAAGAACUGAAAUCAUUUUUUCAGAAACCUUUUUCCGCCUUUUCCAUCUCGCCUCCCUCCUCUGUGCUUCAACCUGGUAUAUACAUAAGGCCCACGUCUCCUUAAUCCACAACGAAAAGAGGCUUUUCCCACAUUUGAGGGAAUGAAUAUCUUUAAACACGCUGCACAAUGCACUUAGAAUGUAAAUACGCAGCAACAUAUAGUCGGAGGAGGACAUGGAUAUAGAGCAGUGAUCAAAUUACAUCUGGAGGUGAGGCUGAGCAGCCGGCACCGGGCAGCUAUGUUUCUUCUAUUGCAUAACAAACUACACUCCCUUGUUUCAAAUAUGUACAUAUUAAGUGUUUUAUUUAAUUCACGGUUGGUGAUUUCUGUAAAGAAAUCACCAAACGGAAACAGUCCUCAGGACACUGUUUCAGUUCAGAGGUGUCAUCCUCCCCCCAGCAGGUCUUCAUCCUCCAUCACAUCUCCAUCCUCCCGUUUUUAUCUUCAUCCCCACGUCACAUAUUCAUCUUCCUGUCACGUCCCCGGUGAAUGAUUAAUAACCUCCUGCCAGACCUGCCACUCCAUCCCUUUAUGACAUGUGACAAAAAAUAUUUUUGCUCUCAGUCAAAAGAGAAGGACCACAUUAACGUGUCUUUUUGGAAUCGUCUCACAUUUCCUAUUUGGUUUCCAUCAACAGUGUCGUUAAGUGACCACUAGAUGGAGGCAUCUUAAACACAUCUCUUCCUCUCCGAGCAGUCAGCCUGGACUUGGUGAAGUUAGGAGAUGACAUCAUCUGAUUAGGAGGUGAACAGUGUGUUUGGAAGCAGAGUAGUAGUUUUAAAAAAAACAACCUUAAAGUAUCACACAAAACUCAUGUUUAUCUGGAUUUGAACCUGCUCAUCAUGUUCACCAAGACUUUACUGAUAUUCCAGAAUCAGUAGGAACUCUUGUUUCUUAGAACCUCCCUGAUCAGUCAAACUCUAGAUGUGGAGGGUCUUCAGGAAGUAUUAGAGAGCGGCAGCGGGAACAAAUGUGAUCGCGCACACGUCUCUCUGCCGUCCUGGGAGAACAGGCGAGGCAGAGCCGGCUCCUCUAAUCCACUCCUGCACUCCCUCCUCCGCCCAGAUGAGCCCUGACAGCGGGGCCAUUUACAACUGCAGGCCUCAUCCCCUCCGAGUGAGCUCCCAUCCUUUUUUUUUUUUUUUUCCUGCCUGUGCGCAGGAGGGACGGGGAGGAAGGCUCAAGGGUAUCCGCGAUCUAAUCAUUACACCAUCUCCUCACCCCGACGACCCGCCUGCAUCCAUCUCUCUGUCAGCUCCCCCUCUCCCCGUGUCACUUCCCUUCCCUCUUUCUUUCUUUCUUUCCUUACCCCCCUUUCACCGGCAUCUAUCUUUCAUCCAAUCUCCCGUCUUCUCGGUUUCUCUCCCGCCUGCCGGUCCUCGUGCCGAUGCUCUGUAGGCUGUGGCAGCCGACGCCAUAUGUUGGCGGGAGGAGAAUAGAUGAUUCAGUAUUAUCAGGAGGGGGGGGCUCUCAAUAAACAACCACAGCAACAUGAGCACUAGUUUAAUUUGACCACAAAUUAAUAGACUGAGAGAAAUGAUGCCAAUAAGAGGAUGCAUUAGGAAUUGCUCACACCGGCGUUGUCUCCUCGUGUACAGUGUGUGCGCAGAUCACUUCCGUAUGCGCAGACACACACACUGCGUACGUGAGGGGGGGGCGUUGUGACAGGAUUCAGGGCUGAGCAAGUCUUAUCCCAGCGGGGGGGGGGUUUUGGGAUACAAUCUCCUGAACCAACACGUGAGGACAUGUUCCGUACCCAGCUGAGCAGAGACACACCAGGCACAUGUGAAGGAAUGAUCCUUCCUCCCUGGGCUGAAACUCUCUCCACCCUCCUGUCAUGUAGUUUUACCAUCAGUGUGCCCGUCUUGCCUGAGCUUUGCGUCCAUGCCCAAGUGUUGUUGUCCCAACGAAGCCAAAGAUCACUGCUGUUCCCGCUGUACAUUCAGCGUAAUGUCUCCAUGGUACCCGACCGCUGUGGCCUAACUCUAAAAACCGUGCAAUUCUGACCGUGUAGCAUUACCGUGUAUUGUUGCUGUAAAAUAUGUACAGAGCGUAUAAUAAAGAUACAUAUUGCUUCUU